Messenger RNA from Brachypodium distachyon (stiff brome), 958 nucleotides. Its product is annotated as serine/arginine-rich SC35-like splicing factor SCL33. Bases 162 to 779 code for a protein of 205 amino acids. The transcript is spliced from 6 exons. The record is from RefSeq and is a predicted model, not a curated record. NCBI's taxonomy places the organism in Eukaryota, Viridiplantae, Streptophyta, Magnoliopsida, Poales, Poaceae. Gene Ontology annotation, molecular function: RNA binding.
CUAAAUAAAAAGCGGCGGCACGAGAGAGAGAGAAGAAGAAAAGGAAAUCCCCACCGGUCUGGUCGGGAAGCUUCUGGACUCCAGACUAGAGGCGACGCCACUGAUCUCCUCCUCCCAUCGAGCGGCGCUCUCUGUUCGAUCCCAAAUCGUUCGCGAUCAACAUGGGAAGAGGCUACAGCUACAGUCCAUCCCCACCACCAAGAAGCUACAGAGGAAGGGCACGCAGCCCAAGUCCCCGUGUUCGUUAUGUGGGCCGAGGUAGAGAUCUCCCAACCAGUCUUCUGGUCAGGAACCUUCGUCGGGACUGCAGGCCAGAAGACCUUCGUCGGCCAUUUGGACAAUUUGGCCGCCUUAAAGAUGUAUAUAUUCCAAGGGAUUACUAUACUCGGGAGCCGCGAGGAUUUGGCUUUGUCCAGUACUUUGAUCCUGAAGAUGCUGCUGAUGCAAAAUACUAUAUGGAUGGGCAAGUUGUCCUUGGCAGGGAAAUAGCUGUUGUUUUUGCGCAGGAGAACCGUAAGCAUCCUUCUGAGAUGAGAACCAGAGAAAGUAGCAGAGGUCGAUCUUAUGACCGGCGGCGCUCUCUUUCUCCAAGGGGCCGGUCGCCUUUCCGUGGCCGAAGCUACUCAAGGUCUCCAUCGCCUCGGUACGAACGGCGCAGAUUCAGAGAGGACUCCUACUCCCGCUCGCCUGUGGAUGGCAGGUCGAGGAGCGGGAGUCCAUUGCAUGAGCAUUACAGCAGGUCUGCGCAAAGAGAGAGGUCCAUUUCUGCCAGUGGAUGAAGUAGUGUCGUCCCAAAGUUUAGAACAGCAGUGAAGCUGAGUAUUGUAGUUGCUAUGCCUUUGAGAACUUUGUUAUCUGUGGAUCUUUGUUAUCUGUGGAUCUAUGAGUCUUAUGUAUCGCUAUGAUGUACUUGUAAAAGUUUGUUGAGCUACGGUGCAUUGUGCUUACGCUGAAUUCA